Messenger RNA from Pelobates cultripes (western spadefoot toad), 18921 nucleotides. The record is from the annotation of a GenBank genome assembly. NCBI's taxonomy places the organism in Eukaryota, Metazoa, Chordata, Amphibia, Anura, Pelobatidae.
AUGAUCGCCAAAAAGAGAGCAGCGGCCUACAUCCCGGGGAUCAGAGACAGAGAUGGGAAGCUGCACAGUAUGCCGACCGAGAUGGCCAACACCAUUAGGGCGUACUAUGCGGACCUCUAUUCCCUCGACCCGCCCAGGGGACAGGGAGCGGACACAGAAAGGAAGACGCGGAUAACAGACUACCUAGAACCGCGCAUUGGCAACUGCCUCUCACAGGAGGCAAGUACAGAGCUAGACGAACCGAUCGAGACGCACGAGGUAGCAUGGGCUCUAAAAACGGCCAAGACGGGCAAGAGCCCCGGACCGGACGGCCUACCAGCACGCUACUACAAAACCUUUGCGGAACUUCUCGUCCCACGCCUCACGACGGCACUCAAUGCGAUCCGAGACGGGCAGAUAUUCCCGACACAGACCUUGGCGGCCAACAUCAUCCUAAUUCCUAAAGACGGGAAAGAUCCUGAACAUUGUGCAAACUAUCGCCCAAUCUCACUGUUAAAUAACGACUUGAAGCUUUUUACGAAGAUACUCGCACAGAGACUGCAGGCCCACCUCCCGAACUUGAUACACAAGGACCAGGUGGGAUUUACCCCGCACCGAGAAGCACGCGAUAACACAAUCAGAGCACUUUCCCUGAUCCACCUCGCAAAAACUAGACAGGAGGGCCUUCUCCUGCUCUCCACGGACGCGGAGAAGGCCUUCGACAGGAUUGCAUGGGACUUCAUGUUCCAGGUCCUCGACAAACUGGGGAUGGGGCCUCACAUGAUGUCCUGGAUCAGGGCCUUGUACUCACAACCAACAGCACGGAUCUGCAUAAAUGGAGCCUUCACAGACCCCUUCGUGAUCAGGAAUGGAACCAGACAGGGCUGCCCCCUCUCCCCCCUGCUCUUUGUGCUAGCCCUGGAACCAUUCCUGAACUCGAUCCGAAACAACCCGGAUAUCCCGGGAUUGAAGACAGGAGCGGGGAAACACGCAGUGGCAGCAUAUGCGGACAACCUACUGUUCUUCGUAACUAAGCCGGAAACAUCCAUGCCCACGAUAAUGAAGGAAUUCGAACAAUACGGGGAGCUCUCGAACUUUAAAAUCAAUUUUUCCAAAUCCACGAUCCUCAAUGUCUCCGUCUCGAGGUCCAGAGCGACGGCCCUCAAACGAGCGCUGCCAUUCCAAUGGUCUGCCACCUCCCUAAAAUACCUCGGCGCGGUGCUAACAAACGACCUCGCCCAACUGUACGCAGCGAAUUUCCAACCACUCCUGACCACUAUACAGAAGGACUUGCAGGAAUGGGACCAGGUGCACCUCUCAUGGUUUGGAAGAGUGGGAGUGCUCAAGAUGAACAUCCUACCGAGGAUCCUCUACCUGUUUCAAGCUAUCCCCGCGACCAUACCGGAGGCAUUUUUUACCUCCCUUAGAUCGAUGGCCCUCCGGUUCACAUGGCAGAGACAGAAGGCCAGGAUACAACACGACGUGCUCACACUACCGAAGGUCAAGGGAGGCCUAGCUCUGCCAGAUUUUAAGAGAUACCAUAGAGCCACACACAUCCAAAGGAUAGUGGAGUGGUCUAAACAGGGAGUGGAGAAACUCUGGAAAGAUGUGGAGUCUUCCCUGGUGGAGAGACCGAUGGCAGUCCUCCCUUGGCUGGACCCCCAACAAAGCAGGCAGCUAGCUGCUCCACACCCCCUAAUCAAAGCGAUCGUGCGGGUAUGGCAAGCUCUGGCGGUACCACUCUCGCUCACCUCCACGCCAUCCCCAAUGAUGCCUCUAAUCCAUAAUGAGGUAUUCCCGCCAGGAAGGGAACCAAGAACGUUGGUCCAGCUGCUGGGACAAGACAUACCGAGGCUCUUCCAUGUCAUAGACAACAGCCGCAUCAAAUCACUAGAGACCAUGACGGGGAACUCCAAUCACCCAUUCAUGCUCCAAUUCAGAUACCGACAACUGAAAGGGCUCAUACAAGAAACCACCCGAAACAAUCACACUCUCAGACCCUUAGCAACGUUUGAAGAGAUAUGCAUGGACCCCGACCCGUUGCCGAGGGGCCUGUCAACGCUCUAUGGAAUGAUCAUGCGGUUGAGGAGGCUGCCACCCCCAAGCUUCAUGGGGAAAUGGGAAACAGUUUUAGGCACUACAUUCACACCCAACCAAUGGGACAAAAUUUGCACCCUCUCACUACACUGCGCACCAUCUAGCGGAACGCAAGAAACAGCAUAUAAAAUACUGGCCCUUUGGUACCGCACCCCACUCCACACACACCUAUACGACCCCACGAAGGACGACGUAUGCUGGAGGUGCAACACGCACAAGGGAACAUACCUCCACAUAUGGUGGGAAUGUCCAAUCAUCCAACCAUACUGGUCAACCAUCCACACGAUCAUCAAAAGAUUCACAGACUCCCCACCACCCAUGAACCCCGCAACAUUCCUCAUCCAUCACACCAAGAUGAAAGCAUCAACAUAUAAAAAAUCCUUAACAAUACGGAUACUUAAUGUAGCCAAAAGCCUAAUCCCCCUCUACUGGAGAAAACAAUGUGCGCCCCCGCUGGGGACGUGGUACCAAAAAAUGGAGGAGCUGAGAGCUCUGGAAGAGCUCUCCCUGCUGGCAGAGGGGAGGACCCAGACGUACAUGACGAUCUGGACACACUGGAUACUGACCUCGACUAACGCUGACUUCCAGGACCUGCUGACGUGACUGCAGACACCUGAAGGGACAAACGACCAUCUUGACUGAGGGAGUGACUACACAAACAAACAGGGAAAACACCAGAAUCAACAUCAUAAUAAAUAAAACACCCCCUCCCCCUUUGCCCCCCCCAUCUCCCCCUCCCACCGGUCCCCCCCUGGGGGAACCCGCGGACGGGAAGGCGACAAAGUAGAGGAGUUCAUAAGACGUAGAGGCUCCAGACGGAGGGGCACCCUCUAAGCAAAGAAAGGAAGAGAGGGAAAAGAUAAGGGUAGCAAAGGGGGAGGGAAAAGAACAAGAAGGGGAAAGCCAAGAGUAAAAAGAGAGAAUAAGAAAGGAGGGAAAAGAAAUGGAAAGGUGUAAGGAAGACAAGAAGGAAGGAGACAAAGAGAAUCAGACAGAAAAAACAGGAAAAGGGACAGGGGUUCACAGUUAAGGAUAAGACAAGGAGAAACAAGCCUAACUUUGCACUCACGCCAAAGGCGGGAGUUAAAGACGGUACAAACCACCUCCACCCCAUCCAGAUCAACAGGGGUAUACCCCACUGUCACCAAAGAUCUGAGAACUGAACGCGCAAGGCACACACAACACCCGGUUUCUCCCCCAUACGGUUGGUCAACACACACCACCUGCCUAGACACAAGACACCAACCACCUUUGUCACACUGGGUGAUAUACUAUAGCCACAACAACCAUACGAGAGAGGGAAAACCCCAUCCACACAAAGGUUUAUAGGACCCAUGAGCCCAACUAGUAUACGUCUUUAAACUGUUUGAUGACUUGCAUGUCACUAUGUUGUUCACAAAAACUAUCUCAUGUCUGAGACAUGAACUGGGAAAGCCUUUAUUGGACCUGCGUGUCCGCGACAAUGUUUUUUCUUUUUCUGCAUAAAAUGAAAAUUCCUUGAAUAAAAGAAAUUUACAAAAAAAAAAGUAGUCGAUAACCAACUAACAAUACUUUACAACAAAUUAGUGGAUGCCCUUAUCAAACAUAACAGGUUUGUACAUGAGCAUAACUUACACGUACAUGUACAUCUGAAGUGGUUUUGUGUUGUUGGGUGGUUUUAAAGUGCAAAAAAUGUAAGAAAACCCCAUGGUACUCCGCAGAUAUGGCUAAAAUAGUAAAAAAACUAAAAGUUAGCCUUUAGUAAUCAUAAAAAAACCCAGAGUGAGGAAGAUAGAUAUUUAAGAUUAGGCAGAAAGAGGCUAAGCAAGUUAUAAGAGCUUCCAAAUCACACACAGAAGAGAAAAUAGCACAGUCAGUAAAAAAAAGGGACAAAACAUUUUUUAGAAACAUAAAUGAGAAAAGGAAAGUAAAACAAUGAUUAUUUAGAUUAAAACAAAAGAAGGAAGGUAUGCAGAAGAGGAUAAAGGUCUAGCUGACUGCCUCAAUUAAUAUGUUUGUUCAGUAUUUACAGAUGAAAAUUAAGGAAAGGGACCUCUGUUAGGAAAAAGGACAAAUUAGUCAUUUGUUACAUGUGAGUUUACAGAGGAUGAGGUUCUAUUUCAACUGUCAAAGGUAAAGGCAAAUAAGUCAAUGGGGCCUGAUGGCAUACACCCAAAGUAAUUAAAAGAGCUUAGUAGUGUACCAGCAAAACCGUUAACUGAUUUAUUUAACCAAUCAUUGUUAACAGUGUAAGUUAGUGAAUGUUAUGCCCAUUCACAAGAAAGGUAGUAGGGAGGAGUCGGGCAACUUUAAACCAGUAAGCCUUACUUCAGUAGUGGGGAAAGUAAUGGAAACCAUGUUAAAGGAUUGGAUUGUUGAACAUCUAAAAUCACAUGGAUUUCAAGAUCAGAGACAACUUGGGUUUACUUCAGGGAGAUCAUGCCAAACUAAUCUUAUUGAUUUUUUUUUGAUUUGGUAACUAAAAUAAUAGAUCAGGGUAGUGCAGUAGACAUUGUCAACCUAGAUUUCAGGAAGGCUUUUGGCACUGUUUCACAUAGAAGGCUUAUCAAUACACUGCAGUCUUUAAGUUUGGAUUCCAAUAUUGUUGAAUGGGUAAGGCAGUGGCAGAGUGACAGGCAACAAAGUGUUGUAGUCAAUGGAGUAUAUUCGAAGCAUGGUCUUGUUACCAGUGGGGCACCUCAGGGAUCUGUACUUGGACCCAUUCUCUUUAAUAUUUUUAUUAGUGAUAUUGCAGAAGGUCUUGAGGGUAAGGUAUGUAUUUUGCUGAUGAUACAAAAAUAUGUCACAGACUUGAUGUUACAGGAGGGAUAAGCCAAAUGGCAAAUGAUUUAGGUAAACUAUAAAAAUGGUCAGAGAUGUGGCAACUGACAUUUAAUGUGGAUAAUGCAUCUUGGGCAUACAAUUCCAAGGGCAGAGUAUAGAAUAUUUGAUACAGUCCUAACCUCAACAUCUGAGCAAAGAGAUUUAGGAGUAAUUAUUUCAGAUGACUUCAUAGUCUGUAAUAAAUCAGCAGGAAAUGCUAGCAGAAUGCUUGGUUGUAUAGGGAGAGGUAUUAGCAGUAGAAAGAGGGAAGUGCUCAUGCCAUUGCACAGAACACUGGUGAGACCUCACUUGGAGUAUUGUACGCAGUACUGGAGACCGUAUCUUCAGAAGGAUAUUGAUACCUUAGAGAGAGUUCAGAGAAGGGCUACUAAACUGGUUCAUGGAUUGCAGGAUAAAACUUACCAGGAAAGUUUAAAGGAUCUUAACAUGUAUAGCUUGGAGGAAAGACGAGACAGGGGGGAUAUGAUAGAAACAUUUAAAUACAUAAAGGGAAUCAACACAGUAAAGGAGGAGACUGUAUUUAAAAGAAGAAAAACUACCACAACAAGAGGGCAUAGUCUUAAAUUAGAGGGGCAAAGGUUUAAAAAUAAUAUCAGGAAGUAUUACUUUACUGAGAGGGUAGUGGAUGCAUGGAAUAGCCUUCCAACUAAAGUGGUAGAGGUUAACACAGUAAAGGAGUUUAAGCAUGCGUGGGAUAGGCAUAAGGCUAUCCUAACUAUAAGAUAAGGCCAGGGACUAAUGAAAGUAUUUAGAAAAUUGGGCAGACUAGAUGGGCUGAAUGGUUCUUAUCUACUGUUACAUUCUAUGUUUUUAUCAGCAGCUCCAAGGUUAAUCAACUAAACAUUUAUAAUCGUAACUGCAAUAGUAAUUGCAAACCCCACUAAUAAUCAUUUUGUUUGUCAAUAACAUCGUAGCCUGAUUUGUUAGAUUGACAAAGAUCCUGUAUUUCAGUUGAAAUGUUGCCAGGUCCACUGUAGUGGAAUAAGAUCUCCUUCUGAUAUAUUUUAGUGUUUCGACUCUAUUACCUGUUUCAUAGUGUUAACAUGUCGAGCUUGAGUUUAUGUGAUUAACAACCAAAGCAAAGUUAAGCUUGGUUUUAAGUUAAUAAUUAUUAUUAAAAAUUGUGACAUUACGGGGAGAAAAUGAUUAAAACAUUUUUGGUUUGCGAUUUUUUAUUAAAAAAAAUCAAACACAAUAACAUGCAUAUUUCAGUAACUAUUAUUAACUCAACACAAGCGUGGUAUUGUAAUCAAGGUCUGAAAUUAAUACUUAGAGAUUUAUUUGUCAUAAAUUUUUUGGCCCAAAAAUAAUAUGCUUUAAAAUAUGCUUACAAAAAUAAUUAACAGUACGUGCAUCUUGUUAAGAUUUCUUCAACAGCCUAGAAUACAAUCCUCCUCAGGUGUUAAUUGAAUUGUCUAAGAGUUGCAAUCCUCAGUCUCUUGCAAACAAGCCAGGCAACAACACACACUCAGAAUGGUUCCUGAGAACUUUAGUCGUAAAACUGAAGCACCUAAUAUCAAGCAUUUAGAGACUGCCUUACCUUAAGAGCUGCAAGGUACUUCUGGGAUACUAUUGCACUAUAAUUUUAUGUUGUAUGCUUACAGAUAGAAUAUUUUUCUCCUCCCCUCUAAUGUGCUAUUAUUUCUCUUGUUUGUCUGUACUCCUUCCUUGUAGACUGUAAGCUUGUUUGAACAGGGCCUUCUUUAACUCUUGUCUCUGUUAUAUUCUGUAUGUCAUUACUUAUUGUAGAAUAUCACCAUUUUAUAAUUGUAAAGCAUUGCGGAAUAUGCUAGCGCCAUAUAAAUUAUAAUAAUAAUGAUUGGACACCAAUUCAUUUAAACUGAAAAAAGUGAGCAGGUGAAGGAUUGAACUGAAAUAUUAUCUCUUUAAUAUUAAACACUUUACAGUCCAACAUAAACAUUACCUCUUCAUUGCCAACAUAAGAAAGGGGCCUUAUUUUUCAUUGUCUUGUUACCCAAAAUAACGAUUUUUAUUUUGCAUUUCUGCUUUCAGGGGUAAUUUCCUUCGAUCUAUGAAUUUCAACUAUGAGUUUUGAUUGAAAAAAGGAAGAAUAAGGAUGCGCCUAAAACAAGUGGAAAAGGCAAACUAAUAAUAUGGGAAUAGCAGCAGUAGCAAAAAGUCCAAAAAAGUGUCCAAAUAUAAUAUAUGAAUGGAAUAAUCACGGUACCUAAUAGUCCAAAUAUAAAAUGUCCAAAUGUGCAAAUGGUGGUCCUAGUAGUCCAUCAGAAGAGUAUGUAGCGUCCUGAAUGAGUAAAAUAUGCGAGAAGAGCAGAAGAGAGAGAAAAACUCCAAUGGUGUAGUAUAAAAACAAAAUAUUGAUAUUUUGUAAAUAUUUGUGGAACUACUCACAAUAUUCAGAGCUUAAGUCCAGCUCUGGUAUGGAUAGCGUGAAGUGGAAUAAUCCCCACUCAGGGAUAUGUGGUGCUCCUCUUUGGUCCUUUGGUAAACAGAAGGAGUCCAACUCGGGAUAAAAAUAAUAAAAAAUAUAGUGCUCACUGUAUAGUGGAUAAGACGAUAAAGUUAAAUAAAAUAUACUCAUGAUAUAUAGAGCAGACGUACUGCUCGGUGGAUAGCGUAUGGGUGGUAUAAUCCCCACCUUGAGGAUUCUUUGGUAGUCCGAUGUGGUCAAAAUCAAUGGUAGUUAGGUCUGGAUAAAAUAAACUUGCAUAGAAUAAAAUAGCAAAUAAUAUAAAAGUGAAAAGAGGAAUGUGGCAAACCAGUGUAAAAUAGCCAGAUAUUCCUUUAAUGACACUUUGAUUAUUAAAAGAGAAAAAAAGUUUCUAUACGCGUUUCGCCACAAUAGGCUUCAUCAAGUAGAAACAAUAUAAAAAGAAAGAAAACAGAGCUAACAUACAGUACUUAUAUAGGGAACAUUAAAAUACAGAAAUAAUUUAAAAUUCCCGCCAAAAUGACGUCACCAAUCGUCAUGGGAGGGAAUACAGUACAGUGUGUAAAAAAAUAUAAAAUAUAAAUAUAUUACAAUAAGAUAUAAAAUGUAGAACAUAUUAGUUAUAAAAGAAGUUGAAAACGAGUGCAUUUUCAAUUAAAAAUCGUAUAGAUAAAAACAUCAUGUGACGCGGAAGUGGAUGAAGCCACGUCACGUGAUGGUAGAUGGACCGCAUGCGUCAUUCACUAGUGGAACGCACAUGCGGUCCAUGCAGGGGACAGCUACCGGGCAUGACGCUCAGGGGCGGAGUGAGCGUUAUAGGUAAGAGAAGUAUCCUAACAGGCUACUGUUGUAACAACAAAUGAAAAAUGAAACAUAGUUAUGAAUAAUAUAUGCAGAUAAAAGGUAAGUAUAAUAAAAUGGACUGAAAAAAAAUUUACAGUGUAUUAAAAUAUACUUUAAAAGGAAAUAAAUAUGUGUAUUGUUAUUAUUAUAAAAAAUUAAAAAGAUCAAAUUCUAUAUUAAGACCUAGUGGGAUGAAGGUCUUCAAAUUAUAAACCCAUUCCAUUUCUUUACUUCGUAAAGUCUUUUUGAUAUUCCCUCCUCUCCAUGAGAUUUCGCAUGUAUCAAUACCUAUACAUUUAAGUAAUUUAGGGUUUUUAUUAUGUAUCAGAAAGUGCUUUGAUAAUGAAUGAUUUUCCAAACCUUUAGAAAUAUUUCGGCAAUGUUCUGCUAGCCUCGUUUUAAGAUUUCUAGUUGUCAUGCCAACAUAUUGGAGUCCACAAGGGCACUCCAAUAAGUAGAUCACAUUUUUUGUAUUGCAAUGGAUAAAUUUAUUUAUUUGAUAAGUCUUUUGUGUAACGGAUGAUGUAAAAGAAUUGGUCUUAGAUCUAAUAAUUGUGUCGGUGCGUUUACAGGCAAUACACUUAUUUCAUUUAAAAAAACCUUUAGGUUUAAUAAACGGAGACGAGGAACUGAAAUGAGAAGUGGUACUUUUUGCUUUAGUAAAAUUAUUUGUAAGGAUAGAUUUAAAGCUGGGUGCUCCUCUAAAAAUAACAUGAGGUCUAUCAGGAAUGAUCCCAGCUAAAAUAUCAUUCUGUUUUAAUAUAUGCCAGUAUUUUUUUAUGAUUUUCUUUACAACAUGGCUUUUGUUGUUAAAAUCAAAAAUAAUUGGCAAUGUUGGGGUGCUCUCAGUAGUUGUCUUAUCUGUAUAUUUUAAAAGAUCUGAUCUAUUCUUGCCCUUGACACUAUUUCUGAUUAUAUUUAAAUCAUUAGUAGAAUAAUUCUUUUGAGCAAAUUUAUUUAAUAGAGUAUUUGAUUGGUCAUCAUAAUCCUGGGUAAGGGAACAGUUCCUCCGAAGACGGAGAAACUGGCUUUUUGGUAUCCCAUUGAGCCAGGGUCUAUGGUGGCAACUUGACAUAUCAAUAGCGUUGUUAGUACAAACUUUCUUAAAGAAAGUCCUUGUUUGCAAUUCAUUAUCAUUAAUAAAAAUUUCCAAGUCUAAAAAAUGAAUUAGAGAUCGACUAUAUUCAAAAGUUAAAAUAAUGCCUUUGUUGUUGGAAUUUAAAAACUGUAAAAAAAGAUUAAGAGAACUUUCAGAACCAUCCCAAAUAAAAAACAGAUCGUCAAUAUAUCUAAAAUAAGUAUUGUUUUGAUUAUUUAUAUAUUUUUUUCUCAAUAAUACAGUGCCGUAUUGAAAGCUCUGUAGAAAUUGUUAGAUUGAUCCUCUGGAACAAAUAAUAGACUUGUUUUUGACUAUUUCCCCAUUUUUGUCUCGUUGGUAAUUUGUAUUUGUAGACAAUAAAUAAUUUAGAAGCUAUAAGCUAAGCUAUCACAGCAACACAAGAUACCCUGCUGAUUAGAUGUGAAUGAGGCACGAUCUUUAGAACUGUGGAUCCAUACAAGGGAAGUAUUAAAUGGAAAGAGGUCAGCUUAAGACUACAAGACUACAAAUGAGCAGUGCUUCAUCAAUAGAAUUCAUCUACUAUGAUCUUCCAAAGCUAGUUGAAUACUGACUUAACAAGAAAAUGUCUCUAGGAUACAUGUGAAGUUAUGGACAUAUAUUUAAAGUCCACGAUUCAAAUUAAGCAGAUACGUAUUAAUCAGAUCCCUACGUUAUAUUCUUCCUGCCAUUUUACUCAAAUUAUUUGAAUGGAAUACUGUAAAUAAGAAUGGAAAACUAAUUACCAUCUCCUUGUAGACGAGACACAAAGCACACAUUGCAUAUAUAUAUGGUUAAAUUUAAUCUUAUAACUCUUCUGUUCUAUAGUUGUCAGGAUUACUAGUUGAUCCCGCACAUAGAAUUAUAUCACACCUAGGACUAAAAGGUAAUGUCUUACCAGGCCUUAGAAUGGCCAGACUUAACGUACUAAAGAAUAGUCAGAAUACUAGCCGAGGUCAGGGACACAGAAUGGGACACAACGAUAAGGGAAAGCCAGAAGUCAGGGAUACCAGAAUACAGGGAAAUCAAAACAAAGCCAAAGUCAAUAACCAGAAAUAAACGCUUAGGAACACACUAUCGGACAACCAGUAAGGGAAACCACGACAGGACAACGAGGAGAAAUAAAAAUGUGUUUAAAUAAGCCCUUUACAAAUCUAAUUGGCCGAAAUCGGCCUAUGACCCCAGAACGUGCGUGCGCAUCUCCCGCGUGAUGUCACACGCACGCCGAUGUCGUCAUCUACGGGGGCAGACAUGGGGAUAUAAUUUGGUGUGGAUCCGCAGCGGCUGGCGUCCAUCAACAUGUUGCAGGAGUCAGGUACACGGACGCAUGGCCGCUGAGCGCAGAUACCGCAAGGUGAGAAUGAAUAAGUUAAAAUAGUUCGCUCAUUCAAAAAACACUAAAAAGCUUUUAUCAGGGUUAUGCACUGAAACCCUGGUUUUGCUAGUCAAAGAAAACCAUGGUAUCAGAGUUGCGUAGAGGAUUAAACAUGGUGUCAGUUCGCUAAAUAUAAUAUCCGCUGAAAUUUAUAACUGCAGCAAAAUUGAGCUAGAUGAGUACUGAAUAGCCCUAUAAGUACUUCAAGCAGCUGUGAAUUACGCAGGAAUUAAUUCUCAAAUGAUUCUUAAGCAAGAUUGCAUCAUAUAUUCUAGACUGGAAGCUGUUGGUAAUUAAUUCAGUAAAAAAUGGCAAAUGUAAAAAUUCUGUAAUUUGUUUCAUUAAAAAUUAUAACUCUUCCUAGUGCUCUGGCUAGAGUUUGUCUUUUAUUUUUGUAUACUUCUCUUUUACAAGAAAUACAAAACAUCUUGAUCUAAAAUUCCUCCUUCCAUAAGGCACUUUAUUAUCUACCAAAAAUACUGUAAAAUUAUUUAGAAAUUUGUUUUCCUCUGUAUUUGUCUUUUCACCCUCCUUCCAGAGCCGGCUUGCCUUUAUAACCUCAGUGCUCUGUCACUAUUUCUGACCUGUGAAACAUUUAUGAGUUUGAUGUUUGUAACUUGUGUCCUACCACAAGUUCCAUAGAACUCUGGGCUCCUGUAGAAAAAAAACAGCCUUGCUCACUGACUCCCUUUACAGAUUGCUACAUUAGGAUGUAUUAAUGCAUGUACAAUGCUAUAAAAGCCACUAAGAUAAUACUAAUGUAUAAACAUACUUAGAAUACUUCCAAUAAUACUUUCCUAUGUUUACUAGAUUGGAUUAUUUGCCAUCUCUAAACUCUGUAAAUGUUUAUUGCUUGUAGAUAUCACAAUUAUAUUACUACAAAUAAUUAAAGUAAACUUGUCCUACUUUUUCAAACGUAUUUACUAAGAGCCGCUAGGUUUUCAAACAAUGCGGUUGUUUUUCUGUCCCUUACAUUAAGCUUUAAUAGAGCUUUAAUAGUGCAAAUCUACCAUUUGCAAAGCCUAUCAAGUUCAGAUAUUGUCCCUCAGAGCCAGUGAGUCAUUUACUGAAAGCAUCUUUGUACACGGUAAUGCUGUGAAUAUUGUGAAAUGCCUCAUUAGAUUCUAGAAUUGAUAUUAAGAUGCCAUAUGUAGCAGGAUGUGUUCAGAGACAUUAGUGUUACAACAUGAAAACAAAACAAUAGCAAAAUGGGCAGUGAAUUUAUUUUCUUCUGAGUUAGUUACCAGUGGUCACUAGUCUAGGACAUAUGACGCAUUUCCUUAAAUGUCACAUUCUAGAGCUCUUAAAACAUACAGACUAAUCUGGCCUCUUAAAGAGUCUUAGGGAUUUUUAUAUAAAAUUAAGAAUGUAGUCAAGACUUUUAGCUAUCCAAUUCAAAUGAGGCACCCUCUCCUGGGUCAACGGAGAGAUCCUAGGAGGAGAAAGAGGAUCUUUCAUCCCCAAGGGCCAUAUUGGUCCAUGCAGUGCCGCAGAGGAGAUCCCAAAUAUCUCAAAUGGUAGGUCAUUUAUCUGCUUUAGCUUUUUUAGAUUUAUGAUACACAGUUUAGUAAAGUAAGAGUAUUUCAGUUGUAUGUUUGCCUAGAUUCCACCCGAAAAUCGCCUUUUAUCGGUAUUGAGAUCAGGAGCUCAAAUAAGAGGGACUGCGCUGGUCCUCAGUUGGCUCCACUUCCCCAGGAUUUUUAACAUAAUGUUUACUUAUCUCUAUAUUUGACAUAUACAUGUUUGUGAGGUUUAAAUAAUAAAAUGAAAUAUAAAAAUCCACAUCUCUUUAUCCAGUAACCGAAUGCCUCCAUCUAAGUAUCAUUUUAAUCAUUGUUAUAAGCCCUGUGCUUUGUACCUGGUAGUCAGCCAAGAGCAUAUAGAAAUGUAUGCAAAAACUGACAGAAUUUAUUGUGAAGAGUGAAUUUUAAUGCAGCUGAUAUUUAUACUUGCUACUGAGAUAGCUCAUUAAGGCCCUCAAUUAAUGUAAAACAGGGACAGCAAAACAACUUUAUCUUAAAGGAAAGGAAAACAAUCCUUUUUCCUGGCACUGCAGGUUCCCUCUCCCUCCCACCCCCAAUCCACAGUUGCUAAGGGGUGAAAACCCCUUCAGUCACUUACCAGAGGCAGCGACAUGUCCCACGUCGCUGCUUCUUCCUCCGCCAUUGCUCCUCCCAUUCAUUACGUCAGCUGGCGGGAGAGACUGAUCCCACCCGCCAGCUGGGGAGACCCUAUGCGCAUGCGGGACAAUGACGCGCAUGCGCACUAGACCUCUCCAUAGGAAAUAAUUGAAAAUGCUUUUUUAAUGCCUUCCUAUGGGGAUUUUAGCGACGCUGGAGGCCCUCGCUAUGAUCCCGGAAGUGCUCUCUAGUGGCUGUCUAGUAGACAAACACCAGGGGAGGACUUAACCCUGCAUAGCAAUUAUUGCAGUUUCUGAAAACUGAAAUAAUUACACUUGCAGGGUUAAGGAUAGUGGGAGUUGGAGCCCAGACCCAGCCAAUGGGCAGAAGUGGUCUGGGUGCCUGGAGUGGCCCUUUAAUGAAGCAGUUUUGAUGUAUAAAUCAUGCCCUUGCAGUCUCACUGCUCAUUCUCUGCCUUCCUAAACACUUCCUGUAAAGAAAGAUCUAAUGUUUACACUUCCUUUAUUGCAAAUUAUGUUUAAUCUAAAAUGUCUUAUCCCCUGCUCCGUUAAUAGCUUGUUACACCCUGCAGAAACCUCCUGUGUGUCCAGGAGAUAAACACUUCCAAAGCAAGUUAACAUUUGAUUGCAAAUUAAACCAUUUUUUUCAUGCAAGCUGUGUCAGUCACUGCCAGGGAAGGAAUAGUUAGGGCUACAUGGACAGAAACAAAAGUGAUUUAACUCCUAAAUGGCAGAGAAUUGGCACAGAUACUGCAGGUGCAUGAUCUAUACACCAAAACUGCUUUAUUAAGCUAACGUUGUUUUGAUGGUGUUGAUGCCUAUAGUGUCCCUUUAAUUUAAAAAAAAACUUUCUGCAUAUCCAUUCAUAGUUCUUAAUCUUUUUUAAAGCAAGUUAUAUCUGUAUUGUGUUGCUGUACACAGUAUUAUUAGGAUGAAUACUUUAUAUGUGUAACACAUGAUCGUACAAAGUGAAAAUAUUAAAAAACAUACAAAAGACAAUGCAAAAACAUUAAAAAAUACACCGAAUAAAAAUCAGGAAGAUCAUUAUGCUAGGGACUAGGAAUAAAAACAAGAAAAUAUAUAAUUAAUCAAGAAAUGUGAAUAUUACAGCAUUUUGAAUGUUUACCUAUGUUUAUGAUUGCCAACAAAAUAGAAUUACAUUGAUGUUAAUGUCAUUCGGAAAAAAAACGUAAUAAAAUGCACAAAUACAUCGAAGAAAACUCAUUUAAUCGUACAUAAUUUAAACUUUUCCAAGAUGACAGUUCAGAUCAUUCAAAUUAGUUAUACGAGUGAAAUUAGUUAUAUGAGCGCCACUUGUAAUUACACCUAGCUUUGAUUAUACUGGGAGGACAUAAACAUAUUACAAAUUCAGAUUUCAAUUUAAUUCAGUGAAAAGGUCAUUUGUAUCUACAGAAAUGAACAUUUAUGCCAACAGACAAGAACAAAUUUUUAUCACAGAAUUUUAAACAUCCGAAAUAUUGUUCUCUAUACGAUGAUGAAUGCACUAAUUAGCUAAUGUAUGUAUUUACAGAUAUAUAUGAUAGAUUCAUAUGCGCAAUGGACCAUGAAAGAUAUGUUGCUGAAUAGUUGAAGAAUUAUUAUUUCACUUCUAUAUAAAUGCCACCAUUAAAGGGACACUGUAGGCACAAUAACCAUUCGCUUUCCUUGAAAUGGCUAUAAUCAGUCCACUGGCACUGUUUAACACUAAAUAAGGCUCCCGAGCUACCCACACACCAGCCACAAAUAGAGACAUGGCUAAGGAACAUUACACACUUCCUUCUUGUUAUACCAAUUUAUACAAGCAAUAUGCACUCUCAGACACCCAUUGCUGCUCAGGCUAAUGCUUCUUCAUUAGCCCAAGCAGCACAGAGGGGUUGCUGGGCUGAUGUGGACUCUUGUUUAGCAUUUUAACCCCUUAAGGACCAAACUUCUGGAAUAAAAGGGAAUCAUGGCAUGUCACACAUGUCAUGUGUCCUUAAGGGGUUAAACAUUUAAAACAAUGUAAUACUGAAGAGAUCUAAUGUGUCAGAAAAAUCCAGACACUAUAACCACGUCAAAGGAAUCAGUUACCAUGCAUACAGUUUUUCCGUGAAAAUAAGAAAUCCCCAGAAAAUAAUCCCUAGUUUAUUUUCAGGGGAUGCUCGUAAUAUAAGCCCUAACCCGAAAAUAAGCCCUAGUUGAGUUUGUCACUUGUUUGCUAAUCCAUGAUCUGGGAAUUUUUCCCAAACAUAGAUUUGUGGGAUUUCAUGCGCUAGUAAGCUAAUAUAUGUCAGGGGAAGUAGCAGCUCUACGCUCAGCCCCUGAACGUAGAGCUGUUCUCUUGCACAUGCUUGCUAGUGCAUCCUCACUUACUGGCGAAUUUGCUUUACGACCAUGUCGUAAGAACGGAACCCAGUCAGUAAGUGAAGACCACCUGUAAUAUAUAAAAUAAGAUAUCCCCUAAAACUAAGCCCUAAAUGCAGUCUAAUUUUCGGGUAAAAACAAUACAGUCAAGUAAAAUAUUGAAAAUCAUUCUCAAUGUUUUCCUAUUUUUAUCUUUACUUAGAAAUUAUACACAAUUUUGAUAUUUACAGAUCUUGUUCUUAUGUAAUUAAUUAAUGUAAUUAACAUAUAUACUUCAAAUAUUGGAAAGGAGUAGGCACUCGCAGGAGUAGGCACUCGCAGGACUUUGUCAUGAAAAAGUAAAAAAGUUUAUAAUUGUGCAGCGUAAACGUUUCGGACCCACUCGUGGUCCUUUCUCAAGACCAGGGUCUUGAGAAAGGACCACGAGUGGGUCCGAAACAUCGACGCUGCACAAUUCAAAACUUUUUUACUUUUUUUUAACAAAGUCCUGUGAGUGCCUACUCCUUUCCAAUAUUUGAAGAAUGUAUUAUAGUUCCACUGUCGAGCACCGAGGCUAUAUUAUCUAAAGAUUUUCGCGGUUUAUAUAUUUAGUGCAAUCAAGCACCGGGUCAAAUAACUGUAAGUAGGAGUUCAAGGCUUUUUUUAAUUUAUAUAUAUAUAUAUAUAUAUAUCAUUAAACCAGUUCUUAUGUGCUUUAAUGCUUUAACUAAAAAAUACAUUUCUGUUAUUUCAGAAUUAAUUUAAUGAGAUUUCUCGUAUUGUUAAUUCAAGCCUUGAAGCCUAAAAUACACAAUUCCAGCUGAUAGACAUAUUUAUAGUUUAAAAUUGAAGAGAGCAAUUAGACCUUCAAGGUGUUCAAUUUAAAUAAUAACCUUGUGCCCUCUUUUAAAUCUCUAUUAACAAUAAUCAAGCAAAAUAUGUAGGACAAUGGGCUAUCAGAGAAAUCUGAGAUAAUGGUAGGGCAAGUCUAUCAUUGAUUGCCGUAUUAAACACUUUCCUGUAAUUAAAAUGGGAUUUGGAUAACCCUAUCUGAAAAAAGCUUUUGGAAUGUAAUAAUUCUAAUUAGAGGAAACUAAUUUUAGUCAUUUAAUAACAAAACAUUAAAUAACAGUACAUAUAUAUAUAUAUAUAUAUAUAUAUAUAAAAUAUUUCUUUGAGUGUGGGGUCCUCUGAAAUUAAAGGUUGUAGCUUUGUAAUAAUUUUACAUACUCCUUCUAGAGUUGGGUUGUAAGUAACUGCUAGAGGGAUUCUUGUUUUGUUUUCCUUUUCUUUGUAUUGUAGGAGCCUUUCCCGUGGUGUUUUUAGGGCAGAUUUAAUUUUUUUUAGAUAUUGUCCUUUCCUUAUAGCCUUUUUGCCUAAAUGACUCUGACAGUGUAUUCGGGUGCUGAUCUCUGUCUUUUGUGUCAGAGCAAACGUGGUGAUAUCUGAUUGACUGGCUGUAGAUGAUACCUUGUUUGGUGUGAUUGGGAUGGAAGCUGGAAUUGUAGCGGUAGCUGUACCUGUCUGUGGGUUUUCUAUGUACAGAUGGAUGAAGAAUGCCAUUGGUGACAGUUAUUGUGCAGUCCAAGAAACUCACGCUAUGAUUUGAAAAGUUCAUUUUAAGGUUUAUUGAUGGGUUGAAUUAAUUUAAUGAUUUAUGGGAGUCUAUAAUGCAUUUUUGUCCUUCUAUCCAUAUUCUGAAAAUAUCAUCGAUGUAACAAUUAUAUGUAUAUGGUUUGUGGGGCUGUGCACAUAAAAAUCUAUUUUCUAGUUCAGCCAUGAAAAGAUUAGCGUAUUGGGGAGACAUUUUUGUGCCCAUCGUGUCCCUGUCAUUUUUAGGUAGUAACUGAAAUAGUUGUGUGUGAGCAUCAUAUUUGUGUGUGUGUUGGUGUGUAGGAUGAGAGAAAUGUAAUGCAGGUCUCAAUACCAUCGGUAUGUGGGAUGUUACUGUAUAAGGAUUCCACAUCCAUUGUUACUAGUAUAGUGUUUUCAGGUAGUUCAUUUAACUGGUUAAGUUUAUUAAGGUAGUCUGUAGUGUCCUGUAUAAAGCUGCCAGUCUUAAUAACUAGAGGCUUAAGAAUGUUUUCUGUUAGGCCAGAUAUUUGUUCCGUGAGUGUUCCCAUACCUGUUAUAAAGGGCCGUCCUGGGUUCCCUGGCUUGUCGAUUUUCUAUGUUCAUUCGCACCCGCUACAUUGGAAGAGGUUUCUGCUCUGCUCCAGUCCUCCCGCCCCACCACCUGCUCCCUAGAUCCAAUUCCCUCACAUCUCAUCCGUACUCUGUCUUCUUCUCUUUCUCCACCUCUCACUAAAAUUCUCAAUCUCUCUCUCUCCUCUAGUAUAUUUCCAUUGCCCUUCAAACAUGCAACUGUAACCCCAAUUCUAAAGAAGCCCAAUCUGGACCCUAACUCCCCAUCCAACUAUAGUCCUAUCUCGCUACUGCCUUUUGCAUCCAAGAUCCUUGAAAAAAUUGUGUAUGUGAGAUUGACAGACUUCCUCGAGUCCAACUCUCUGCUAGACCCGCUUCAGUCUGGUUUCCGCGCUAAGCACUCUGUGGAAACGGCACUGACCAAAGUAUCCAAUGAUCUACUCACUGCAAAAUCUUGUGGUCACUACUCUAUCCUAAUUCUCCUUGACCUGUCUGUGGUUUUUGACACUGUUGAUCAUCAACAGCUUCUUCUCAUCCUCCGCAAUAUCGGUCUACAAGAUAUUGCUCUCUCCUGGUGCUCCUCCUACCUCUCCCAGCACUCUUUCAGUGUUUCUUUCUCUGGCUCUGCUUCUUCUCCCCAACUCCUCUCUUUUGGUGUCCCCCAAGGUUCAGUCCUUGGUCCCCUACUGUUCUCCAUCUAUACUGCCUCCCUUGGUAAACUCAUUAGCUCCUUUGGCUUCCAAUAUCAUUUCUAUGCAGAUGACAUGCAAAUCUACCUGUCCUCUCGUGAUCUCUCCCCGUCCCUCUUGACUAGUGUCUCUGACUGCCUCUCUGCUGUCUCUAACUGGAUGGCUGCCCACUUCCUUAAACUAAACUUUACCAAAACUGAAAUUCUGGUCUUUCCUCCCUCAAGUGUUGUUACUCUUGUGUCUGUCUCCCUCCAAGUCAACGGUGCUACCAUCAGCUCCACCACGCAGGCUCGCUACCUAGGUGUUCUCUUUGACUCCGACCUCUCCUUCAAGCCUCAUGUUCAAUCUAUCGCCAAAUCCUGUCAUUUCCAUCUCAAAAACAUUGCGCGCAUCCGCCCCUACUUAACGCCAGAUGUGACUAAGGUGUUGGUCCAUUCCACUGUCCUUUCUCGCCUUGACUACUGUAAUCCACUUCUCAGUGGUCUUACGUGCUCCCAACUUGCGCCGUUACAGUCCAUAAUGAAUGCGGCGGCGAGGCUCAUCUUCCUGUCCGCCCGCACCUCCCAUGCCUCACCCUUCUGUCAGUCCCUACAUUGGCUUCCUAUAAAAUAUAGAGCUCAAUUUAAAAUUCUGGUUCUUGCUUUCAAAUCUCUACAUAAUGCUGCUCCCACCUAUCUAUCCUCCCUUAUACACAAGUAUGUCCCGUCUAGGCCCUUACGAUCUGCUGAAGACUUACGUCUAUCUUCUGUCCGUACUCCCACCUCUGAUGCUCGCCUUCAAGAUUUCUCGAGGGCUGCACCGUUCCUGUGGAACUCGCUUCCCUCCUCCGUUAGAUGCUCACCCAGUCUCCACUCCUUCAAAAAAUCGUUAAAAACCCACUUCUUCAUAAAAGCGUAUCAAUUAAACUGUUAAUAGCUCCUGACUGAUUCCUCUUCUGCAACUGUCAUUAGUCUAAUACUAUCCUUACCUUUUUGUGUCAUUUUACCCCACUCCCUCUAGCAU